AUGCUCUCAUAUUUGGUUUUCCUUGCUCUUCUUCUUCCAAUCCAAGCAGCUGUAAAUUCAACAAUUUGUCAAGAAUACAUUGAUGUGAAUAAUCAAUUCAAUUGCGGUGAAAAUGGUUAUCCACUUCAUUAUGGUUAUAAAAAUUGUAUGGCAUUCACAAAUCCCGAAAAUCGCGAUAGAUUUGAUGAAGCCGGAAAAGCUUGGAUUGAUUGUACAGCUCCGUGUUUGGUGGCAGCUUUUGCGAAUAUUGCUCAGGUUAGUGAUUGAAUUCAUAUUCACCUGGUAUGAGGUUCGAGAUCUGAAAUCUGUAUACUUUAUUUUCAAGUUGAUUUUUUAACACCCAAAAAAAUAUUUUCAGACUAGCACAACUUGCUCCGAACUUCAAACCAAAGCUUUUGCUUCGCAUGUCGAUUGCUAUUUAAAUUGUGGAUUUUGUUCAGUUUGUCAAGCAAACAAGCUAGCAUUUGCUGAAACUUUUGACUGGGCUGAUUUUUUGAAUCUCAAUUCUGUAAUUCAAGUUUGGCAAAUUUCCAGAAAAUGUCCGAAUAUUUUUAGUUGUUUGGCUUAG
This is a messenger RNA of Caenorhabditis angaria, 568 nucleotides long. Lineage: Eukaryota; Metazoa; Nematoda; Chromadorea; Rhabditida; Rhabditidae. The record is from the annotation of a GenBank genome assembly.